Messenger RNA from Sardina pilchardus (European sardine), 2822 nucleotides. It is a transcript of the gene gdi2, whose product is annotated as GDP dissociation inhibitor 2. The record is from RefSeq and is a predicted model, not a curated record. Gene Ontology annotation, molecular function: Rab GDP-dissociation inhibitor activity. Gene Ontology annotation, biological process: vesicle-mediated transport; protein transport; small GTPase-mediated signal transduction. The transcript has 11 exons. The coding region runs from base 115 to 1461 and encodes 448 amino acids. Gene Ontology annotation, cellular component: cytoplasm. Lineage: Eukaryota; Metazoa; Chordata; Actinopteri; Clupeiformes; Clupeidae.
CCCUGUCGUGUGGCGGACCCGCUUGACGUUGCAAAGCAGCCCUUUCAUUCCUCGACUAGAUCUCCAUUUUCUUCGACCCGAGACACGGGAAAAGCGGGGUGAUUAACUGGGAAAAUGAAUGAAGAAUACGACGUCAUUGUUCUGGGGACCGGCCUGACGGAAUGCAUCCUGUCAGGGAUCAUGUCCGUGAAGGGGAAGAAGGUGCUGCACAUGGACCGCAACUCCUACUACGGAGGAGAGAGCGCCUCCAUAACACCACUGGAGGAUCUCUAUAAACGGUUCAGCCUGCCUGGUAGCCCACCUGAUUCUAUGGGGAAGGGCCGUGACUGGAAUGUGGAUCUCAUCCCCAAGUUCCUCAUGGCCAAUGGCCAGCUGGUUCGCAUGCUGCUGAUCACUCAGGUGACACGUUACCUGGACUUCAAGGUGAUCGAGGGCAGCUUCGUCUACAAGAAGGGCAGCAUCUACAAGGUGCCUUCCACUGAGACUGAGGCCCUAGCAUCAAGUCUCAUGGGUCUCUUUGAGAAGAGGCGCUUCCGUAAGUUCCUGGUCUUCGUGGCCAACUACGAUGAGAACGACCCUAAAACCAUGGAAGGCGUGGAUCCCAAAAAGACCACCAUGCGUGAUGUCUACAAGAAGUUCGACCUGGGCCAGGAUGUUGUGGACUUCACAGGCCAUGCCCUAGCUCUCUACCGCACAGAUGACUACCUGGACCUGCCGUGCAUUGACACCUUCCACAGGAUCAAGCUGUACAGUGAGUCUCUGGCUCGCUACGGCAAGAGUCCAUACCUGUACCCUCUGUAUGGCCUCGGGGAGUUACCUCAGGGCUUUGCCAGACUAAGUGCCAUCUAUGGAGGAACCUACAUGUUGAAUAAGCCCAUUGAGGAGAUCAUUAUUGAGAACGGAAAGGUAGUCGGCGUUAAAUCAGAGGGAGAGAUUGCUCGCUGUAAGCAGCUGAUCUGCGACCCCAGCUACUUAAUGGAACGGGCCAAAAAGGUGGGCCAGGUGAUCCGAGUUAUCUGUGUCAUGAACCACCCCAUCAAGAGCACCAGCGACGCUAACUCCUGCCAGAUCAUCAUCCCCCAGAACCAGGUCAACAGGAAACACGACAUCUACGUGUGUAUGAUCUCAUACGCACACAACGUUGCGGCGCAGGGCAAGUACGUAGCCAUCGUCAGCACCGCAGUGGAGACCAACGACCCUGAGAAGGAGAUCAAACCUGCCCUGGACCUCCUGGAGCCCAUUGAGCAGAAGUUUGUGAGCAUCAGUGACCUGCAUGAACCAACUGACAUGGGAGCCGAAAGUCAGGUCUUCAUCUCGCGUACUUAUGACGCCACCACCCACUUCGAGACCACCUGCGACGACAUCAAGGACAUCUACCGGCGCAUGACGGGCACAGACUUUGACUUUGCGGAGAUGGAGCGCAAGCAGAACGACAUCUUCGGCGACGCGGCUGACCAGUAGAGAGAGCUAGCGGGCCAGAUUGCCCAGACAUGGCGUUAUAAUCUCCAGUUUAAAAAAAAAAUGCAACAGAAAUAAAAAAAAACAAACAUAAACAAAACAGACCGACAACCAACCAAAAGAAAUGGGCUAGCUGAUGAUCACACGUAUGUUUUUUGUCUUGUUUUGUUUUUUUUGUUUUUUUCCCUUUUCUUUUUUUCUUUUUCUUUUUGCCCUUAUUAAGAAGUUGAAGAUACUCAGUUACAAACUUAGCAUUUUACUUUGGGAAAUGGUAGGGUGACAUCAGCUCAUUUCCAGUCAGGGGGUAGAUCUGGAGUGAUGGGAUGCUGGUUGAAAAAAAGUAUGCUCUCUCUCUCUCUGUCUUUCUCGCUCUCGCUCUCUCUCAGCGAUGCCAAAUAACCAGCGGUAUUAUCAAGUCUUACGACCACACCUACCAGUACUUAUCCAUUCACAGUGACGAGAGUGAGAGAGAGAGAGAGUAGGGGUGUGUGUUGUGGGUUUGUAAAGGAGAGAAGAGACAUUCUGUGCAAAAAAACUGAAUAUGCCCCCCCCCCCUCCCCCGCGCUUAAGGAGUUGAUUUGCGUGUGCGUGCGUGUGUGUGUGUGUAUGUAUGUGUGUGUGUGACGUGUGUGGUGUGUGUUGUAGCGGUAAUGUUAGUGCUGCGCUUUCUCUUCUCGCUUCAGGAUGUCCUAAAUGUCACCCCCGUACCCUGUUCAAAAAAAAAAAAUGAUCACUGAAUUCUCUGAUUUGAAUCUCGUUUGGCUUGAGUUGUACGUACAGUUACCAAUCAGAAAUAUCUUACUGCAGCGACCAUUGCAGAGUUCCAGGGUGGACCGUUCUGUCCGCCCCGCCGAUUUAGAGGAAAAUUCAAAACAGCCAGUCACAGCUAGUUAUUAAGGCUGCUUGCAUCAUGUUACAGCAGCAACCCCCAAAAAGUGCUGUCAACAAGCGUGAUUAGAGUUUGAUUGACACCUUUGCUUUCUCUGCCUCUGCAGCUCGCUUCCUCAUUGGCAAAACCUCACCAUUUUAUUAGCCAGAGCUGCAAAACAAGCACUUACACAGCUCACGCGGUUUUGUGUGUGUGUACGGCCAGAGUGUACUCUCUUCCUAGACACCCAAAUAGAUGCUGAAGUUUUGAAGGCGAAAGGGGGAGGGGUGGGGGGCAGACAUGGUUGCUGAGUUGUGCUGUAAUAUCUGUGUUGUGUUUAGAAAGGACCAAACGUCGCCUGCAGUAUUGACUUGACAGAAGCCCUGUGGGGAGACAUUUAGUGUUUUUAAGAGAACGUUUAAAAAGCUCAAUGUUGUACUAACAGGGCUCAAAUGAUUUCUGUACUGCAAAAUAAACAUGAACUUGUGGAAAAAAA